Messenger RNA from Ornithorhynchus anatinus (platypus), 1569 nucleotides. It is a transcript of the gene FBXO4, whose product is annotated as F-box protein 4. The record is from RefSeq and is a predicted model, not a curated record. Gene Ontology annotation, biological process: SCF-dependent proteasomal ubiquitin-dependent protein catabolic process; protein polyubiquitination. The transcript is spliced from 7 exons. NCBI's taxonomy places the organism in Eukaryota, Metazoa, Chordata, Mammalia, Monotremata, Ornithorhynchidae. Gene Ontology annotation, molecular function: protein binding. The coding region runs from base 1 to 1218 and encodes 405 amino acids. Gene Ontology annotation, cellular component: SCF ubiquitin ligase complex.
AUGGCGGGGAGCGAGGCGGGGAGCCAAGCGGGGUCCCGGCGGGGUCCGCCGCCGCGUGCCGGGCCGCAGCGGACGGCGUCGAGGGGCCGGCGGACCUUCUGGGAGCGGCCGGCCCGGGGCCCCGGGGGCGGACCGGAAGUGCCCGCGGCCCCACCGGAAGUGACGUCGGCGGGCGGCCUCCCCCCGCCGCCUGAGGAGAAGACGACGAUGACGACGGCGGCCAUGACGCUGAGGAACCUCCCCAUCGAUGUGCAGUUGUACAUUCUGUCAUUCCUUUCGCCUCAUGAUUUAUGCCAGUUGGGAAGUGUAGACCGUUACUGGAAUCUGACCAUUCGAGAUCCCCUUCUGUGGCGGUAUUUCCUUUUGAGGGAUCUUCCCUCUUGGUCUUCCGUUGACUGGAAAUCUCUCCCAGAUAUGCAGAUUUUAAAAAACCCCUUUCCUAAGGACACAGAUGGGGUACUUUCUGAUUACAUGUCCAUAUACAAAAUGAGCUGCCCUCACACAAGAAGGUGCUUGAAAUCCAGCCACCCCAUCUACGGGGCCGUCACUUCCUUUCUGCAGUCCUUGGUAAUCCAUUCAGAACCCCGUUUUGCUAUGUUUGGACCUGGUUUGGAAGAGCUGAACAAUUCCUUGGUGUUGAGAAUGAUGUCUUGCACAGAGCUUUCACCAGUUGCCGGUUUACCUCAGAGGCAGAUCGAUGGAAUUGGAUCGGGAAUCAGUUUUCAGUUGAGCAAUCAACAAAAGUUCAACAUCCUGAUAUUAUAUUCAACUACCAGAAAGGAAAGAGAUCGAGCCAGAGAAGAGCAAACAAAUGUAGUCAACAAGAUGUUCAAUCCCGAACAGCCUGGAUCUGAGCAAAAGGGAGGACGUUACAACGUGAUACCACAGAUUCAGAGAGUGUGUGAAGUGGUGGAUGGGUUCAUCUACGUCGCCAACGCUGAAGCUCACAAACGACACGAACGACAAGAAGAAUUUUCUCGCAUCUCGGCCAUGACCAAUGCAGCAUUUGGAUCCCAGGCGAGACCCCUUCUGGUUUUAUCUUGCGUUUCCCAAGCCGAUAUAGAAAGGACCCCCUGCUUUUACGUCGCCCACGAGCUCUGCUUGAACCGGUUAGGUCGACCUUGGAUGGUGCAGGACACGGAAGCCGCAGGUUUGACCGGACUGUCGGGUGGCAUCGAGUGGCUUCUUGGCGAAGUCGAUCGCAGACGUACGAGAUAACUGCUCGGGGCGGCUGGCGGGAGCCCUUUGGACCGGGAAUCACCCGGUCUGCCAGGGGAACCCCACGAUGGACCCGUCGCGACUCGAACUGUGGGGCCCGGGCGGGCUUAAGCCCCCUCAUUCCUCUCCCCCGGGCCCAGAGUGGAAAUGGUGGACGGGUGGUCUCAGCCGGCUAUUUCCGACUCCUGGGACUAACUGCCACUGCGAAGUGUCUCACGUUUAAUUGUCGCCUCAAUUGAAUUAUGAAGGAAGCACCCUGUGCCAAUUUCUGGCGCUCGCACGAUUCUAUUGGACGUUGCUUUUAUCGUGUUUAUCCUUUUCGAAAUCCAGUUAUAAAUUCUUAAGCGUUGA